AUGGUCUUCAUGAAACCUGAAAGUGCUCUUCGACGAGCCGAUGAAUUAAUUGAUGUUGGAAAGAAACAACGUGCUUUGGAAACACUUUUUGAAGUUAUUACAUCACGUCGUCAUCGAACAUGGACGAAAACACACGAACCAUUGAUGGAGAAAUUUUUGGAUUUAUGUGUUGAAUUAAAGAAAAGUCAAAUUGCUAAAGAUGGUCUUCAUCAAUAUAAAACAAUUUCACAAACAGUAUCGGUGAAAUCACUUGAAGAUGUUAUUAUGAGAUUUCUUAAAAAUGGUGAACAACGUUGUUUAGAUGCACGAAAAGAAGCUACAAAUGCUCUUGUAGAUAUUGAUGAUUUGGAAGUUUUGCAAUCACCUGAAAGUCUUUUACUCAGCGCAGUUAGUGGUGAAUCACAACAAGAUCGUACUGAUCGUGAUAUGCUUGCACCAUGGUUAAAAUUUGUUUGGGAAUCAUACAAACAAUGUUUAGAUUUAUUAAAAAAUAAUAAUCGUGUUGAAAAAAUCUAUCAAGAAGUUGCUCAAAUGGGAUUUCGAUUUUGUCAACAAUAUAAUCGUCGACCUGAAUUUCGAAAACUAUGUGAUACAAUUCGAACACAUUUUGUACAAUCACAAAAAUAUUCUCAACAAAUGUAUAGUGUUAAUUUUCAAUUACCGGAAACACAAGCACUUCAUUUAGAAACACGUUUAGUUCAACUUGAUACAGCUAUUGCUAUGGAAUUAUGGCAGGAAGCAUUCAAAGCUGUCGAAGAUAUUCAUGCAUUCACAACAAUUUCAAAAAAAACACCACGACCACAACAAUUAGCAUCCUAUUAUAAUAAAGUUGCACUUGUUUUUUGGAAAGCUGGAAAUUAUGUUUUUCAUGCAACAACAGUUCUUAAAUUAUAUGUUUUACAUAAAGAACAAAAGAAAAAUAUUACACAUGCUGAAUUAAGUCGUCUAUCAACAAAAGCAUUAUUAGCAAUUUUAUCAAUUCCAUUACCAACACCACGAACACAAAUUGAUGAACAUUUAGAAACAGAAGAAACAACCAAUGAAAAACAAAAACGUUUAACAGGUUUAUUAUCAUUACAACAAAUUCCAACACGUGCAAGUCUUAUACGUGAUAUGAUUAAACAAGGUGUUUUAAAUUUUGUUUAUCCGGAAUUAAAAAAUAUGUAUGAAUGGUUAGAAGUUGAAUUUAAUCCAUUAAAAUUAUCAAAAAAAAUGGAAGACAGUAUACAAUUUGUUGAAAAACUUUCCCAACCAGAAUAUACACAAUAUAUGCCAGCAUUACGUGAUGUAACUGUUGUUCGUUUACUUCAACAAAUUUCACAAGUUUAUCAAACAAUUGAAUUAAAACGUUUUAUUGAUCUUGCACCAUCUAUUGAUAAACAUCGUUUAGAAAAAAUUAUUGUUAAUGCAGCAAAAAAUAAUGAUGUCCAAGUUCGUAUUGAACAUAAAUUAAAAGCAUUAACAUUUGGAACAGAUUUAAAUCUUUCUUCAAAUGGACAAACAAUUGAAAGUCAAUCGGCACCAAAAACAAACGUGAUUCAAAAAAUGCCGAAUGAACAAAUAAGAAAUCAACUUAUAUCAAUAUCACGUGCACUUUAUUCAUCAAUGGAAAUUAUUAGUGAAAAAUCUAAUAAAGAACGUAAUGAUAAAUUAAGACGAGAAAUUGCUUUAACUUAUUCUCGUGAUGAAAUUAAUCAACGAAAAGAAAUAUUAAAACGACGAGAACUUAUUGAACGUUAUAAAGAAGAUAAAGAAAUUGAAUCGAAAAAUAAAUUACGACAACUUGAAACAACUUCACGACAUCAAGAAGAAGUCCGUGUUAAAGAGGAAGAAGAACGUCGUAAAGCUGAUCAAGCACGUCGUAAAGCUGAAGCUGCAUUAGAACGUGAAAAAGAAGAACAUCGUUUAAAUAUGAAAAUUGCUAUUGAUAAAUUACGUGAAUCGGAUAUAGGUCGUCGAAUAAUUGAACUUAUUGGUGAAGAAGAAUUAUAUAAAUAUGAUCCUGAAUCAUUAAAUUCUUUACAUAUUGAUGCUGUUAUAAAACAUAGUCGUGAACAAAAAGAAAAAUUAAAAGUUCAAUUUAAAAAAGUAGACUUUUUUGCUCGUGCAUUACAUGAUGCUGAAGUUCCAUUAGUUAAAAAAUAUAAUGACGAUGAAACAAAUCGAAGACGUGAUAUUCAACUUCAAGAACGUGAACUUGCUAUUGAACGACGUGGACGUCUUGUUCGUAUGGAUGAUGAUAAAAACGAUUUUCUUAAUUCAAUACGUGGACAAAGACAUGAAGAUUUUCUUACCGAAAAGAAAGAAUUUGAGCAACGUUUAACUAUUGCACGUCAACAACGUUUAGAACAAAUACGUAAAGAACAUGUUGAAAAGAAAAAACAAGAUUGGAAAAAACAAAAAGAAAAUAAAAAACAAGAAAAAAUACAAUCAAAAUUAAAACGUCAAGAAGCAGAACGUAUAGCUGCUUUACGUGCUAGUGCAAAAGCAAGAGAUGAAAAAUUAGCUGAACAAUUAGCAAAACAACGUGAACGAGAAGCAGCUGUUGAAGCUAAAUUGAAAGCAGAACAAGAUGCUACACGAUCAACUUCAACAAGUACUGGUCGACGUCCUGCACCAUCAUCUGACAAAGACAAAACGGAUAGUCAAGCAUGGCGACCUACUCCACGUAGACAAGAUGAUAAUCAACAAUCUCGUGUUGAAUCAAAGGAUAGUUGGCGUAGUCGAAACGAUGAUCAACGUUUAAGAAAUACUGAUCAACGUUCAGAUGAACCAUCAACAAAUAAAAGCGCAUCGUCGAAUGAUACAUGGAAACCAAGACCAAGACCUGAGCAACCAAAUCGAGACGAAAGACGAGAUGAUAGACGAGAUGAGAGACGAGGUCCACCAUCAUCAUCACAACAACAACAACGACAGGCAUCACCAUCAUCAUCAGACCGAUGGACAGAACGAAAUUCUGAAACAUCAAGCAGUUGGCGUACAGUAGAAAAAAAACGUCCUAAUCCUAGUACACGAACUGAUAAUGAACGUCCAUCACAACAACGUUCAGGUGAAUCAUCAUCAAGUGGAGCUUGGCGACCAAAACAACGUCCAGUUGAAGAACCACGAGAAAAUAUUCGUAGUGGUCCACCUCCAGCAGACAGUUGGGGACGUGCCGAUGCUAAUAGUAGUUGGCGCUCAAGAGAAAAAAAACGUUUGAACAGUUGGCGUGCCAAUGACAGUGAUGAUGAAAAUGAACGUCCUUCAUCGGAUAAUACACGUGGUAUUGGUGGCAGUGGUAACCGGGAAUAA
Adineta steineri is the source of this 3291-nucleotide messenger RNA. The record is from the annotation of a GenBank genome assembly. NCBI's taxonomy places the organism in Eukaryota, Metazoa, Rotifera, Eurotatoria, Adinetida, Adinetidae.